AUGGCUGCCAAGUCAGUGGAAUGUUACUCGCUUGUACAGAAAACCAGAGCCAUUCUGACUACUGGAACAACACGAGUUUCCGUCAAAGAUGGAGUUUCUCUGAUCUGCUCUGUGGAGGAUUCUAGUGGAUGGAGAUUCCAGUGGUUCAAAAGAACCUUGGAUAACCAUAAAGUUAUUCUAGCAGAUGAUCAAAAUGGAGAAAUCAGAGUCUCACAAGGAGGCAUGUACAGCUGCAGAGGAUUUAGAGGAGAACCAGCCAUCUACUCUGAUACCAGCCAUGAAGUCUUCAUCAAAAUAACUUACAUAAAUGAGGUUGUUGUGACACAGAAACCCAGCUGGUCUCAGAUGUUCAGAGGAGAGACGAUCACUCUGACAUGUGAGGUUCAGGGAGGAGAAGGAGUUCAGUGGGAGUAUGAAUGGAGCAAACAUUGGACAAAAGUACGUGAGACAAAUGAAACAAUAUGGAGAUUCAUUGCUUCUGAAUCUGACACUGGAGAGUACAGGUGUAAAGGGAGACCAAGAGAGGACUCAUAUUCUGCCACAAAGUGGAGUGAAGCUCAUCUGUUGUCAGUUACACGGAAACCAAAAGUUCAACUGAAGGGUCUAAAAGUGAUUCCAGUAGGGGGCAGAGUGAACCUGACAUGCUCAGUGAACUCCUCAUCUCCUGGGUGGAUUUAUGAAUGGUUUCAAGGAGGGAAACCCAUCAAACAGAAGACAGCACAGGAUGCUGUUUUCCUUUCAAAUGGACAAAUCAGUGUCUCACAGGAAGGAGUUUACAGAUGCAGAGGAGGAAGAGGAGAACCAGUUUAUCACUCAGAGUUCAGUGAUUUUGCUGGUAUCAAGAAAUACGAACCAGAACCUGUCCUGAGAGUGUCUCCUCGGUGGUUGAGUCCUGGAUCCUCAGUGACUCUGAGCUGUGAGGUUGAACAUGAGUCUGCAGGAUGGAGCUUCUACUGGUAUAAAGCUGUUCCUGAUCUAUCACACAAGUCUGGCUCUUACAGCUAUGAGCUGCUGCCUGCUAGCUCCAAUGGGACUGCAGACAACUCCUACAUCAUUCAUGGACAGACACACACAGCAGGAUAUGUGUGCAGAGCUGGAAGAGGAGAGCCACACGUCUACACUCUUUACAGUCAACCUCACUUUGUCUGGUCUGGAGAUCUUCAUCCAUCAGCGUCUCUCUCAGUGAGUCCUGACAGAGUCCAACACUUCACCUCUGACUCUGUCUCUCUGACCUGUGAGGGAAACUCUGCUGAGUGGAGAGUCGGCAGCUUUCUGCUUCCUGACUUGCUGUCAUUCUGUUCUGACUGGGGAACAAUGAAUGGAUCAACAUGUCAUGUUCAGAAGAUCCAGUCCAGUAAUGCAGUGUUCUGGUGUGAGUCUGGAUCAGCAUUCAGCAACGCAGUCAACAUCACUGGACACAGUGAGUGGAAACAUGUUUGGAUUCCUGUUUUUAGCUUGACUUUCAUCAUUGGAUUGAUUAGAAACACAUGCAGAACUUGAAGAUGGAUUGAGAUGAUCAACUGUAUGUAAACCAGAAUGAAGCAGACAAUGUCAAACAUGUGCUGAUGAUCUGUGAUGAGGAUGAAUGUGGAUGUUUCCAGAUGAUCUGAUCCUGCUGAGUCCUGUCCAUCCUGUGACUGAGGGACAUUCUGUUACUCUUGGCUGCAAGUGGAGGACAGAAAAUCUUCGUUCUAAAGUGUUUUUCUAUCAGAAUGACACAUUAAUCCAAAGUGAGAGCAGAGUGGAGAUGAUCAUCCCUGCAGUGUCAAAGUCACAUGAAGGCUUCUACAAGUGUCAAUCCUCAGGAAAAGAAUCUCCACAGAGCUGGUUAGCAGUCAAAUCAGCGUUCUGGCUGGUCGGCCCUUCAUUUCCUCUUCUUUCCGCUGUUUGUUUGGUUGGUGCCGUUUUAUUCACAGUUCUUCUGUUACUUUUGUGCUUCUGCAGAAAGUCCACAGGU
Oryzias melastigma (Indian medaka) is the source of this 1957-nucleotide messenger RNA. RefSeq lists its product as uncharacterized. The transcript has 7 exons. Lineage: Eukaryota; Metazoa; Chordata; Actinopteri; Beloniformes; Adrianichthyidae. The coding region runs from base 1 to 1500 and encodes 499 amino acids. Gene Ontology annotation, molecular function: transmembrane signaling receptor activity. Gene Ontology annotation, biological process: cell surface receptor signaling pathway. The record is from RefSeq and is a predicted model, not a curated record.